Oreochromis aureus is the source of this 5236-nucleotide messenger RNA. Its product is annotated as E3 ubiquitin-protein ligase RNF123. Gene Ontology annotation, molecular function: ubiquitin-protein transferase activity; protein binding. Bases 221 to 4198 code for a protein of 1325 amino acids. The transcript has 40 exons. Lineage: Eukaryota; Metazoa; Chordata; Actinopteri; Cichliformes; Cichlidae. The record is from RefSeq and is a predicted model, not a curated record. Gene Ontology annotation, cellular component: cytoplasm.
UCUGCCCUCCGUACCGUGAGAGGCGUUAACAGUGGAUAAGACUCCGGUGUUGUUGUGGAGAUUAGCUUCUUACCUCCUAUAUCCAGCGGCUCAAUUCACAGCUAUCAGCCGGACUACCGGAGCUAGCGGCGGCUACAGCGGAGCAGCGGCCCGUCCGAGCAGCCGGAGGCGGUGUGUCUCUGGCAGCAGUGUAUGGGUCAGGUGGCUCCAGUCGGACACCAUGAGUUCUAAGGGAGGCGGCACCGCUCUGACCCGCCGUAACUACAGGCUGGCGUCAGACAUGGACAAGCCGAGAUCCACAGGUAUCGUGAAUGAGAAGCUGCUGAGUGACUACCUACACCAUGUGUUUCCUUCCACUAAACAGGGACCCACGCUGGCCUCGCUCAGGAAGCCUCUGGGUUUCCAGGAUCUUCCUGCUCACUUGGAGAAGCUGCUGUCUGAGGACACACCUACCGAGGACGGUCAGGCUGUGGACGGUCGUCUGGGUCCUCAGCCCGUUGUCCUCGAUCACACCAGCGGCUUUGAAGGACUCCUGUUUGUGGACGACGACCUGCUGGGGGUCAUCGGCCACAGCAACUUCAGCUCCAUCCGAGCGACCACCUGUGUUUAUAAAGGGAAGUGGGCCUACGAGGUGCUGAUCUCCUCUCAGGGUCUGAUGCAGAUAGGCUGGUGUACCCUCAGCUGUCGCUUUAAUCAGGAGGAGGGUGUAGGUGACACGCCAGACUCGUACGCUUACGACGGAAACAGAGUGAGAAAGUGGAACGUGACGACGACAAACUACGGAAAGUCGUGGGCAGCAGGAGACAUCGUGAGCUGUCUGAUAGACCUGGAUGAAGGAACCAUCACGUUCUGCCUGAACGGCCAGUCUUUGGGGACGGCCUUCACCAACAUUAAGAUGGGUCCUGGCAUCGCUUACUUUCCCGCCAUCAGCCUCUCCUUUAAAGAGUCAGUGGCUUUCAACUUCGGCAGCAGGCCUCUCAGGUACCCCGUGGACGGCUACCUGCCCCUCCAGAACCCUCCAGCUGCAGACCUGAUGAAGGCCCACAAACUACUGGGCUACAUCAAGAACGUCCUGUCCACCGCCAUCGACACUCAGGAGGAGGGGCUGGUGGAGAAGGACUGCGCCGUGUGGAGGCUUCACGGAGAACCGACCGUCCUCGUCACUCUGGCUCACAUCUUUAACCACUUCGCUCCACUCAUGUGUAAGGUGUAUCUGGUGGAGGACGUGCUGAUGAACUUCCUGCUGGGGAUUCUGGAGGGAGGAGGUUCGGUGGACGAACACCCGCUCAUCCAGCAGCUGCUCGACCUCUUCUGGCUGCUGAUGGAGGACCACGAGGUGAACGAGUGUCUGAAGCAACUCAUGAUGUCCUUACUCAGGGCCUACCGCUUCUCCCCCAUCAUCCCAGACCUGGGCUUCCAGAUACACUACCUGCGGCUGACCACGGCCAUCCUGCGCCACGAGAAGUCCAGGAAGUACCUGCUCAGCAACGUCUUAUUCGACGUUCUGCGCUCGGUCGUGUUCUUUUACAUCAAGACUCCUCUGAGGGUGAAGGAGGCGGGGCUAGAGGAGCUCAUCCCAACCACCUGGUGGCCCACACACUUCGACAAGGAGGGUAAAGACGAGCUCGAGCCCAAAGACGAGAGCGCUGACGAGCGUCUGAGGCGCCGAGCCUACGAAAGAGGCUGCCAGAGGCUGAAGAAGAGGAUCGAAGUGGUGGAGGAGUUGCAGGUUCAGAUCCUGAGGCUGCUGCUCAAUAACAAGGACAAGAGCACGGGAGAAGCCUCGCGCUACAUUUUCCUCAACAAGUUCAGGAAGUUCCUCCAGGAAAACGCCAGCAACAGAGGGCACCCCACGGCUCUGUGUCCGCCCGAGUACAUGGUGUGUUUCCUGCACCGCCUCAUCACGGCGGUCAGAGGCUGCUGGGACGAAGGACACCGCAAGAGUCUGAGCAGCGUGAGCAGCGACGGGGCCUACGUCCCUCCUCAGCUCUUCUAUAACGGGAAGGUGGACUACUUCGAUCUGCAGAGGCUGGGCGGGCUGCUGUCCCACCUGAAGAAAACCCUGAAAGACGAUUUGGCGAGUAAAGCCAACAUCAUCAUCGACCCCGCGGAGAUCCAGGCCACGUCCAUGGACGACCUGGACGAGGACGACGAGAGCGGAGCUGCUCAGAGGCUGCCUGGGGCUGUGGCGAUGGGCGGAGCUCUGGCGAGGCCCAGCUGGUUGAGUUCUCCCACUUUGGGUCGGGCCAACCGCUUCCUGAGCACGGCCGCCGUCAGCCUGAUGACCCCCAGGCGACCCCUGAGUCAGCCGGAGAAGGUGAAGGUCCGAACGCUCGCCGUGGAGCAGCGCACUGAAGAGGACAUCGAGGGAAGUUAUGGCAACGACGGCCUGUUGCUGGGGCGACCGCUCGAGGAGCCCGAUCAACCAAAUGCAGACAAGUCGCUGCUGGAGAUCGUGGACGGGAUCGUGAUGAUGUACAACCUGAGUGUCCAUCAGCAGCUGGGGAAGAUGGUGGUGGUGUCAGACGAUGUCCACGAGUACGCCGUGGCGCUGAAGGACACGGAGGAGAAGAUCGCCCGCUGCCCCGCCAGAAGGGCCGACAUCCUGGAGGAGCUCCAGAAGAGCCAGAAGGUUUUUGCGGAGAAGCUGAACCACCUGAGCAGGAGGCUGGCCUGGAUCAACGCCACCAUCUACUCCAAGGAGAAGAUGCUGGACAUCUACUGGCUGUUGUGUGUCUGCAUCCGCACCAUCGAACACGCCGACAACACCGGCUCUCUCUUCGCCUUCACACCAGAGUUCUACCUCAACGUCGCCAUGAACGCGUACAGCGCCCUGAAGAACUACUUCAGCCCGGCUAACGGCAUGGACGAGCUGCCCGGCUACGAGGAAACUCUGACUCAGCUCGCCGCCAUCCUCGCCAAGCACUUUGCAGAUCCACGCAUCGUCGGGACAGAUAUCAAAGACUCUCUGAUGCAGGCGCUGGCCAGCUACGUCUGUUACCCACAAUCCCUCAGGGCCGUGGAGAGGAUCCCGGAGGAGCAACGAGUGGCAAUGAUGAAGAACCUGCUGGCUCCGUACGAGCAGAGACCAUGGGCCCAGACCAACUGGAUCCUGGUCAGACUGUGGAGGGGUUGUGGUUUUGGCUACAGAUACACUCGCCUCCCUCAUCUCCUGAAAACCAAACCCGAGGAUGCCAACCUGCCCAGUCUGCAGAAGCCGUGCCCGUCGUUGCUGCUGCAGAGACACAUGGCGGAGCUGCUCAGCAUGGACAAAGACAUGGCCGCCUCUUUCCUCAACAGCGUCCUGAACCAGCUCAACUGGGCCUUCUCUGAGUUCAUCGGCAUGAUCCAGGAGAUCCAGCAGGCUGCGGAGCGUCCAGAGAGGAACUUCGUGGACACUCGUCAGCUGAAGGUGUGUGCGACCUGCUUCGACCUGUCCGUCAGCCUGCUGCGGGUGCUCGAGAUGACCGUCACUCUGGUGCCUGAGAUCUUCCUGGACUGGUCCCGCCCCUCCGCGGAGCUGCUGCUCAGACGGCUCGCUCAGCUGCUGAACCAGGUGCUGAACCGAGUGACAGCAGAGAAGAACCUGUUUGACCGAGUCGUCAACCUCAGACUGCCAGGGCUGGAGAGCGUGGACCACUACCCCAUCCUGGUGGCUGUUACCGGCAUCCUGGUUCGGAUCCUGGUGGACGGAGACCGGCAGGGGGUAUCCCGAGCCGCCUCUGUCCUGCUCUCCGACCCCUGCUUCCAGCUCCACUCCAUCCAGCACCUCCUGGGAGAAGGAGGCGAGUCCAGCUCCUCGGCAGCCGUGGCCUCCAGCGUGCGUCCUGCGGUGGGCUCUCUGGGGUCGUCCGUGGCCGCCCCGCUCCCGUCGGCCACUGGAAGCUCAGAGCGCAAACACUUCUCCCUGCACGCAUACACCGACUACAUCAGUGAGGAGGAGAAGCACAGGGUGGAGCUGAUGUUGGCCUUUCUCACCGAGGAGUCCAAGCAGGCUGCAGCCAGCACAGCUCCCACCAGCGAGGAAGACCUCUGUCCCAUCUGCUACGCUCACCCCAUCUCUGCCAUCUUCAAGCCCUGCUCACACAAGUCCUGCAAAGCCUGCAUCAACCAGCACCUGAUGAACAACAAGGACUGCUUCUUCUGCAAGGCCACCAUCACCGGAGUCGAAGACUACAGCAAGCCGGCCUCCUCCUAACACGCACGCGCGCACACACACACACACACACACACACAGGGUGAAAUGAGGCACCAUAAGUACACACAAAAAACCAGAGCAGUGAUGUGAAGACAGCAGCAGAACCAGCUGUCACAUUAGCACAACACCACCUCCACCUGUCAGAGCGAGUACACACACACACACACACACACACACACACACAGUGUUACAGGGCAACAGGAUGCAGGCGUGUCGCCUCUGCAGAAACACACAAACGGCAAACAAAGGAGAACCUCAUCCUCAGCGGAGGAAGGCUUUCUCAGAGACACCCACAGUAAUUUAACACAGACACACAAAACUCACAAAAAGGUCGACAAAGAGCCAAGCAACUGCAGCUAGGAUCCAGCGUCCUCCAUCACCUCCUGACCCACAGCUCAGAGAGCUGCACCUGUACUGUACCUGUACACACACACCUGCUGGUGCUGGACUGUUGUUACCCUGCUGUGACAGAUUCAGGCCAAAGUUUAGUGUCACAAACAAAAAGGACGUCACUGCUGUUGAAAAGCUGCUUUAAGAUAAACGUUCACAUCAUUAAGAAGUGACGUUCAGGUCUCAUGAACUUCAUUCACAACAGAGCACAGAAAUAUGUCACCUCUUCAGACCGGUUAAAUAAACAAAUGUCCAUCCUUUAACUACAGGCUGCUCUUCAUCAGUAAAAUUCAAACCGUCAGCAGAUGUUUGAACUUUCUAUUCUCCGCGAAUCAGAGAUAACCUGAACCUGGCGUGGAUGAGACACACGUCUGUGACUGUGGCCAGAGUAUCCGGAUUACUGUGCUGCUGAUGAUGAUGGUGGUGUUUCUGCUUGGGGAGUCAUUGCGUGCUUGCUGUUCUCUGCUGUUAGUUCCACAGUUAUGAUUUCACACAUGUUCACAAAGUCUGAUUGCGACACCGUCAGUUUGUUUCCAGCAUGUUGAGGACAGUGCGCCUCGGCGGCGUGUUUAUGGCGUGAUAGCGUGACCUCUGUGUGCCACUCCGGGCUCCUGUAACCACAUUAAAUUAUUUAUCCUGAACCAGCAA